Molecule: messenger RNA, 477 nt
Organism: Lindgomyces ingoldianus
Lineage: Eukaryota; Fungi; Ascomycota; Dothideomycetes; Pleosporales; Lindgomycetaceae
Exons: 3
Coding region: 1-477 (158 amino acids)
Source: RefSeq, a predicted model, not a curated record
AUGUCAGAAUCAUUGGCCGCAUUCAGGAACAAUGGAAGCAAUGAGCUUCGACUUUCAACACAAGCGCAGAUUGGCUCUCUGCUGGAGCUCAGUUUCGGUGUCUACUGGGCUUUUCGACUACGCACCAUGCGUCCCACAUACCCCAAGACUGUUAGAGCAAUAGAAAAACCAGCAGAGGUCAGAUUUGCAGAUGAUGGAACCCUUACGCCAUCAAAGUGGAGUGACACUGCUGCAUACUUCUUCUUCUCCAUCGGAGGAUUGUUCCUUGGGGGGGAAACAGGAUUCUUAAUCGGCACUACGAGUGGGUCCAGGACGAUCAUGCGAGACACGGAGUCCAGAGAGCGGAUCGAGAAAGCUUUCAAGAACUGCAGAAUUGAUGUGAUGAAGAAAGAAAUACAAGCGCUGGAGGGAAAGGGCACGCUGUCGAAUAUCUUCGGAUGGGUAAUAUCAAGUACAAUGCCUGGAUUUGGGAAGUGA